CAAACAAGAGCAGGCUCUCCACUGUUCCUCCAGCACUCGCCCUGUUGCUCCUGUUUUCACAUCAUGCCAGUGUUCCCGUGGCUUCUUUUGACAUUUUUCCGUGGUACACUGGCAGGUCCGGUUCAGCGCGCGGCAUGGUCUGAAUGGGGAAAUCCGGUAAAGACAAAACAGGAUGGAGUCCCGCGCCCUCCAUUCUACCAUCUGCCCGUGUUCUUACAGGCACCAGGGCCACUUGUGGCACGAGACCUGUUUCGACCGGGACUUCAUAAAAGACCGCUUCCCGCCGGAUUGACUUCGCUGCUGUUACCACCAACACAACAACACCAGAGCGUCCGAGGGACAGGUGCUCGUGCUGUGGAAGUCUGGUGUGGUAUUGAUAAAAUCUCUGUGCGCAUGGACCGCCUUCAGCUGCGUGCUUGGACCGUGCCAUCCCUGUUCCGACUGGGCUCAUGCGAAGCCAGCAGAAUCAGCCCCCGCUUCCUGUAUUUUCACUACAAACUGACAGAUUGUGAUGGAGAAUCUAAGGUUGUUGGUGGUCAGCUGAUGUAUACCUUUUCACUGUACUAUACUCCACCUCCACAAGGCUACGUCAUCAGAGUUCUACCACUUAACCUCCCCGUCCACUGCCAUUACAACAGGUUUCAUUACUCUUACCAAGUUGGCUUCAGACCUCACGUUCUGCACUCGACCUUUAUGAAGAACAUCAGGAGUAAACUCAGCUUCAGCCUCUCUGUUUGCAAUGCCAAGUGGGAGCCCCUUCCUUCAGGCCACUGGUUCUUUUUGGGGGAUCCGGUGUAUUUUGUGGCCCAGACAGGAGCUUUAUUGGCUGGGGAGAGGCUUUACGUUGACUCAUGCUAUGCCACAAGCUCCACAGACCCAAACUCUGUGCCCAAAGUGGAUAUUAUUUCUAACUAUGGCUGCAUGACAGACAGCAGGAGGGAAGGCAGCAGCUCCAGGUUCCUGAUGGGAGAACGCAGAGUGUUAAAGUUCUAUGUGGAUGCAUUUUUCAUCGGAGCAGUCUCUCAAGUGCUGUACCUCCACUGUUCAAUGUCAGUCGGUCUCACCACUACCCACAACUCAAAGUCGUGCAACUUCAACAAGGCUGCUGGAAGGUGGGAGGAGCUGGAAGCCCCACCCCCAGUAUGCUCCUGCUGCGAUUCCACGUGUACUAACAUACAGGAUACUAUGAAGAACACAGUCAGUAGUCCAGGCUGGUUCAUUGGACAAAAGGACGAAGAGAAAUCAAGGAUGAGGGCGGUGUCUUUCCAAGCAGAGGAGGGAAGAGAAUUGUUUGAUCAAGAAGAGAGAAGGGAAAAUAGUAUAGAUGAGCACCUUAAAAAUGUCCAGACCUUUCCACAGGAGUCAGAGAUUGGACAUGAGGAGGAAAAAGUAGAAGCCAUUCCUGAGAAGCCUUCCGUGCUCCUUGUUGCCAGAAAAAAAUGGAGGCACGGUGUUGCUGUCAGCCAGCAAGGAAAGAAAGAAAAGGAGGAAGGUGAGACAGAAGAGGUAGUGAAGGAAAAGGUAGACAGCCAGCAGAAAGAAAUAAAAAUGGAUGACAUCAGUAUUUCUGACCAGACAAAACAAGAGGGAAAUGAGACGUUUCAGGCCAGGGAGGAGGUCUCUAGCACCAAAAAUGGCUCAGAGAAUGGUUUAUCCAGUGAGAACAGAAGCACUAAUGCUUUAAGACAUGAUUUUGGUACCACCACUAUUACAAGAAAUUCCAGUUUUGGUAUUUAUUCUGAUAAUGGAAGUAAUCAUGGUUUUGCUGAAAAUAUUUCUACCACUGUAAUUCCUAUGAUUAAACCUUGUACUGAUGGUGAUAAAAUGAGUUGUAGUGCCACCAACAGUACAAUCAGUGUUUGGGAUUCAAGAGUUCAUGAGAGUCUGCAUGGCAAUAGACUUGAGCCAUUAUCUGCCAGCAGUAACAUUGAAAUUGACUAUGCUGGUUUUCCUGAUAUCAGAAAGUCAAGAAAGAGCAGACUGGAGUCAGAUACGUCUGACACACUCCCGUGGUCAAAACAGGUCAAGUCUGCUAAUAACUCAGUGGACACCAAGUCCAACAGGAUACCAGGACAAUCAGGCAUUAGCAGUAAAGGACCACAUGGAGGAGGAGAUGAUGAUGAUGAUGAUGAUGAUGAUGAUGAUGAUAUGCUUCACAGUCUACAGAUCAGAGGGUUGGAAUCAGGCUGGUCUGCUCACCCAGCUGCAUCCAGGGAUCCAAUCUGUAUAGAUAAGUUAAUUUGUGAGUCUGAUUUUGAUUCUGGAAAUGAAGGUGAAGCUCUUCAUCGGAGUCAGUUAACUGGAGCAGCAAAGACAAAUAAGGAAGUACAAGAAGUUCCUGGUAACAUUACAAGACUACACAGUUCUGAUUCUGUUAGUUCAGAGCAAAUGCAUCAAGACAGCCCCAGUCAUUCUGCUGUGGUGGCAGUUACUACAACUCUGCAUGGCUCUGACAGCAGUCAGAUGUCUGUCAGGGAUUCAGCUGAGUCAGGAUGGGGCCUGCAGAUUUUGGGGUUUGUGGCGGAGCAGCCAAAUGAGUUGAAACAGGAGGCAAUGGAUACUUCUAACAAGAGAUAAGAUUACUAGACUUAUACUUAGAAAUUUUUUGUUUUGUGUUUGAGAAAUAGAUUGAAAUACUUGUACUGCGAUCCAAUUCAAUGGCCUGUCAAAACAUUAAGCUUAUCAAAUACAUUUUUUGACUUCAUAUGCUGCGCUGUUGUAUUGGAAUGUGUUGUACAGGUGUUUUUAUUGAGGUAUGUCAAUGUAGCUAAGGGAAAGGGAGCCAGAUGAGAUGAGAUGAGGUUAAGGCGUAGUGGGGUCAUGAGUUGAAUUUGUACAAAAUCUGGACCUAGGGCAGAUAUUCAGGCAAACCUUAUCAGGACUAGAGCCGACUAAAUAGUUUCAUAACCUGGUGUUCACCUGGCUGUAUCCAUGUUGACAAAUAAACUCCUCUGACCAAGCCUUUA
Dicentrarchus labrax (European seabass) is the source of this 2966-nucleotide messenger RNA. RefSeq lists its product as uncharacterized. The record is from RefSeq and is a predicted model, not a curated record. NCBI's taxonomy places the organism in Eukaryota, Metazoa, Chordata, Actinopteri, Moronidae. Gene Ontology annotation, biological process: egg coat formation; binding of sperm to zona pellucida; positive regulation of acrosome reaction. The coding region runs from base 64 to 2577 and encodes 837 amino acids. Gene Ontology annotation, molecular function: acrosin binding. The transcript has 8 exons. Gene Ontology annotation, cellular component: extracellular matrix.